AUGGAGGAGGCCCUUCUCGUUUCAGGUGCCGAUUCUUUUUCCCUGAGGUAUGUGGCGUUUACAGAGGGCCCUGGUCUGUCUCUUUGUCUGCGUGUAGCAGCAGAAGCAGCAGCAGCAUUUAUAAACUCCUUGCAUCUUCUGCUUCAUCUCGCUGCUUCUCAAGAUAAGCAGCAACCUCCUUCCAACACCUCUCUAGACCUCCUCCUUUCUGCUGCCUACGAUGCAGUUCUCACAGAAUUCUCAGGGGCCCCUGAGGCCCAGGGGCCCCCAUGGGGGCCCCCAUGGGGGCCCCAGGGGGGGCCCCAAGGGGGCUUUCAGGGGGGGCCCCAAGGGGGGCCCCGGGGGGUUCUUCAGGGAGGGUUUCAGGGGGGGCCCCAAGGGGGCUUUCAGGGGGGGCCCCAGGGGGGGCCCCCAGGGGGGCCCCCAGGCGAACUGUUGCUUGACCCUGUGAAUCCCCGUAUUAUUGUUGAGCCUUCUUGGCAUUUGCGGUGCGCCUUUCGUUCGUUAAUAAAAGAGAAAUUGAAAUCUCUACACUUGAUAAAGCACAUGCAGCAGCAGCAGCAACAACAAGAGCAGCUGCUGCUGCGGGGGCAGCAGGAGGUGCAGCAGCUGCUGCAGCAGAAGGCUGCUGCAAUGGAUGCAGUGAGGCGAAAAGUAUUUGCUGCUGCUGCUGCUGCUGCUGCUGCUGGGGCUUCUCCUGCUGUUGUGGGGGUACACCACUUGCAGGGGCAUCUCUUCAGCGCUUCGCUGCCUGGGGCUGCGGUGUAUUCCCUCGACAGCAGCAGCAGCAGCAGCAUCAAGCAGCAGCAUUUCCCAAACAAACCAGCAGCAGCAGCAACAACAGCAGCAGAGGGUGUCGCAGCAGCAGCAGGUGCAGCAGCAACAGCAGGUGCUGCAGAAGCGGCAAAUGCAAAAGCGGGAGAUGCAUCAACAGAAGAUGUAUUAGCGGGGCGAUCAGCGGGGGCAGGUGCAGCAGCAGCAGCAGCAGCAGCAGCAGCAGAACUUGUGCCUCCUAACGAGCCCUUGCUCUGUGUGCUGCUGACGGGGGCUCACUCUCAAUUCUCCAUUUUGCGAAGAGGAUUUGUGCAGGAGGAGCAGCAGCAGCUGCAGCAGCAGCAGCAGGAGCAGCACCAGCUGCAGCAGCAGCAACUGAAGCAGCAGCAGCAGGAGCAGCAGCAGCUGAAGCAGCAGCAGCUGAAGCAGCAGCAGCAGGUUCAACAGCCAGCGAAGGCACUGCAGCAGGAGCCCCACUUGCUGCGAGGGAUGCAGCAGCAAGAGCAGCAGCAGCAGCCCCAGCUGUUGCAGCAGCACUUCUACUUCCAGCCCCGCCUUCACCCGCUGCCUAAGGGAGACGGGGGACCCCCUAACGCUAACGGGGCCCCUACCUGCAGCAAGGCUCUCAACAACCAACCUGCUGCUGCUGCUGCUGCUGCUCCUGUUGCUGCUGCUGCUGCUGCUGCUGCUGCACAGGGAGGUCUGGGAGAGAGCAGCAGCAACUUGCUGCCUUUGCCUUAUUCCUUUCUUACGCUGGGCAAGACACUCGAUGAUGCACUCGGAGAGGCCCUAGACAAGACGGCGAGGCUCCUGCGCACUCUUUCUGCUCCUACCGAACAGCCGCAGCAGCAGCAACAGCACCAGCAACAGCAGCAACAGCACCAGCAGCAGCAGCAACACCACCAGCAGCAGCAACAGCACCAGCAGCAGCAGAAUGAGCUGCGACCGAAGGAGCAGAAGGAGCAGCAGCAACAGCACCAGCAGCAGCAGCAACAGCAGCAGCAGCAGCAGCAGCAGCAGGCAGGUGGAGCGUAUUUGGAGUGUCUGGCGUCUCUUGCUGUCCCUUCUGAUUUGCUGCUGCCCCCUGCACCCGCAUCUCACAUGCAGAAUACGCUUAAUUUGAGCUUCUCAGGUAUAAAGACGCAUUUAAUUAGACAGAUGAAUUCUUUAAAAACAACCGCCGGCAGCCUCUCUCUCCAGCAGCAGCGCUGCGUAGCCAAAUAUAUUCAAGACUGUCUUUUCUCCUACGUCUGCCGGCGGCUGUCGCAAGCCCUUUGGCUAACUGAGUUCAUCCCCGAGCUCAAAACCCUCGCACUCGUUGGAGGAGUCGCUCGCAACCGGCAGCUGCAGCAGCAGGUGCAGCAGCAGCUGCUGCAGCGCAGAGACCCGCGCCACCAGCAACGCGAGUUUGCUGCUGUAAAGAAGCGUCUGCUGAAGCUUGUACAGAGGCUGCCUCUUCUCAUGGUUACUAGCCAUUCGAACCUUCAGCAGCAGCAGCAACCGCAGCAGCAGCAACAGCAGCAGCAGCAGCAGCAGCAGCAGCAGGAAGCUGUAAGGGAGGCGCUUCGCGUGUUGGUGGGUGGUUUUUCUUUUGCUGAUUAUUCUGCCCUUCGGCUUCCUCUUUCUUCUUUUGUCUCCUUUUGCUGCAGUCUGUCUCCUUCAGCAGACUCAGCUGCAGCUGCAGCAGCAGCGUGGCCCCUCUGUGUGUCUCCUGAUAUCCUGGCUGCAGCAGCUGCAGCACAAAACAACAGACGAGCGGCAGCAGCAACAGCAGCAGCAGCAGAGGCAGCGGGAGAUAGUAGCAAAGGUAAAUACACCGAUUCCAAAUGCAGACGUUUUAACAUACUGCUGCCGGGGAGGCAGCUGCUGUUGCAGCACAGCAGCAGCAGCAGCAGCAGCAGCAGCAGCAGCAGCUUGAGGUCUGUUCCCCUUAACCUCCCGGGGGUUCCUUCGCCUUUCCAGCUGCUCCCAGCAUAUCUUUGCUACUGCGGUUCUUGCAGCAGCAGCAACAGCAAUAGCAAUAGCAACAGCAACAGCAGCAGGAGCAACAGCAACAGAAACAGCAGCAGCAACGUGCGGGGUGUGCAGCGUUUAGUAGUACCUGCAGCGGCUCUCUGUAACGACAACGCUGCUAUGAUAGGCUGGGCUGCUUUUCAGUAUAUGCAAGCACACAAGGAAGCUGCUUCAAAGAGAUUUGCUGCUGAGGAGGAUAUAAAGGCAGCACCGCAGCUGCAACAGCAGCAGCAGCAGCAGCAGCAGCAGCAGCAGCAGCAGCAGCAGGUAGAGAAUAGCCUAUCCGUACCCUUUAUACGUCCGAAGUGGAGCGGGGGAAUGUCUCUGCCUCAUCCCUUAGCAGCAAUAGAGCUGCUGCUGCUGCAUGCGCUGCUGCAGCAGACUCUUCCUUACCCACCUUCUGUGCUGCUGCCUGCAGCAUCUGAACGCUGA
Messenger RNA from Eimeria acervulina, 3219 nucleotides. RefSeq lists its product as hypothetical. The coding region runs from base 1 to 3219 and encodes 1072 amino acids. The transcript has 5 exons. Gene Ontology annotation, cellular component: cytosol. The record is from RefSeq and is a predicted model, not a curated record. Lineage: Eukaryota; Apicomplexa; Conoidasida; Eucoccidiorida; Eimeriidae.